ACGUGGACGAGUGCUCGGGGGGCUCCCCCUGCGCCCCCCACGGCCGCUGCCUCAACACCGCCGGCUCCUUCCGCUGCGAGUGCCACCGCGGCUACCGCGCCACCGCCGGCGCCACCGCCUGCCAGGAUGUCAACGAGUGCCUGGAGGGUGACUUCUGCUUCCCGCACGGCGAGUGCGUCAACACGGCCGGCUCCUUCCGCUGCCUCUGCGCCGACGGCUACGCCGGCACCGCCGACGGCACCGCCUGCACCGACGUGGACGAGUGCUCGGGGGGCUCCCCCUGCGCCCCCCACGGCCGCUGCCUCAACACCGCCGGCUCCUUCCGCUGCGAGUGCCACCGCGGCUACCGCGCCACCGCCGGCGCCACCGCCUGCCAGGAUGUCAACGAGUGCCUGGAGGGUGACUUCUGCUUCCCGCACGGCGAGUGCGUCAACACGGCCGGCUCCUUCCGCUGCCUCUGCGCCGACGGCUACGCCGGCACCGCCGACGGCACCGCCUGCACCG
Molecule: messenger RNA, 504 nt
Organism: Pyrgilauda ruficollis (rufous-necked snowfinch)
Lineage: Eukaryota; Metazoa; Chordata; Aves; Passeriformes; Passeridae
Product: mucin-7-like
Exons: 4
Source: RefSeq, a predicted model, not a curated record